Pangasianodon hypophthalmus (striped catfish) is the source of this 1227-nucleotide messenger RNA. Its product is annotated as immunoglobulin lambda-1 light chain-like. The record is from RefSeq and is a predicted model, not a curated record. Bases 168 to 1088 code for a protein of 306 amino acids. The transcript is spliced from 5 exons. NCBI's taxonomy places the organism in Eukaryota, Metazoa, Chordata, Actinopteri, Siluriformes, Pangasiidae.
UUCUCUCUGAGUGGAAGAACGACAAACUCUGUAUAUUGAUGCAUUAAAAAAUUCCAUCUAAAAUGUAUUUGAGUUAAACUCAGUAAAGCAGUAGGAUUCCACAGAUGAUAUAAAUACUGAAAUAGAUACAACAUGAUAACUUUGACUCUAAACAACUCAGUGUAAAGAUGUACAGAUGUAAAGAUGUGUACUCUAAAGCACAUGACGGUAAUGUAGUGGCUCAGCUGUGGUGUGUGUUGUUGAGCGUCUCCUCCCUCUGCCCCUCCUCCUGUCUCUCUUAUAGCACGUCCCUGCAGUCUCUCCUUUAUCUGCUCCUCACGCUGCUCAACUCUUCACUCAGCACGAGAGUCUCCUCACACACGGACACGAUGCUGCCAGCGCUCUGCUCUCUCUUCACUGCUCUCUCAUGUGUCAGUGGUGUGACUGUGGUGACGCAGAAGCCUAGUGUUCUCACACUGACUCAAGGACAGACAGCCACCAUGGACUGUAAUCUGGGGACUGUUGAGAACUAUGUAAGCUGGUACAAACAGGUUCCAGGAGGAGUUCCUCAGUAUGUGUUAAGUAAUCGCCAUGACUGGAGCUCUCCUCACUAUGGAUCUGGUUUCUCGUCUCCUAAAUUCACAUCUAAAGCCUCUUCAAACAUCAACUAUCAGUUAAUCAUCAGUAAUGUAGAGGUGGGAGACUCGGCGGUGUAUUACUGUGAGACAUGGGACAACUCUGCUAGUGCAGUAGUAUUCGGCCAAGGAACAAAGCUGAUCGUCAGCGACGCUGCUCUCCCGGCUCCUGUUCUGACCGUUCUCCCGCCAUCCAGUGAAGAGCUGAAGUCUAAAAAAGGAACUCUAGUGUGUUUGGCCAGCGACGUGGCCGGGGGUUUUGCUGAUGUGCGUUGGCUCGUCAGCGGGAACUCGGUCACCAGUGGAGUCAUCACCGGCUCUGCACAGCAGCAAGCCAAUAAGAAAUUCACACUGAGCAGCUAUUUGACCAUCGACAGCUCCGAGUGGGAAAACAACAAAGUCAUAACAUGUGAAAUGUCUGCUGGAGGAAAAACUGCAUCGGUGAAGAUUAACAAGUCUGAAUGCAGUGAAUGAACCUGAUUAUUGCUUUAUAUACAUGAAUUUUUCAGCAAAGGUUUAUAGACGUUAGAGAUGAAUCUGUAGAGAUAGAAAGGAUAUCAACUCCUGCAUGUAAUCAAAAUAGAAUUAUAAUAAAACUGCAAUUCUGAAAAAA